UCCCCCUCCCCUCCCCCCUCAGUUUUGGGAGGUGAUCAGCGAUGAGCAUGGCAUAGACCCCAGCGGCAACUACGUGGGUGACUCGGACCUGCAGCUGGAGCGAAUCAGCGUUUAUUACAAUGAGGCCUCCUCUCACAAGUAUGUGCCUCGCGCCAUCCUGGUGGAUCUGGAGCCAGGCACGAUGGACAGCGUGCGCUCAGGUGCCUUCGGGCACCUUUUCCGCCCCGACAACUUCAUUUUCGGUCAGAGCGGGGCUGGCAACAACUGGGCCAAGGGGCACUACACGGAGGGGGCCGAGCUGGUGGACUCGGUGCUGGACGUGGUGCGGAAGGAGUGUGAGAACUGCGACUGUCUGCAGGGCUUCCAGCUGACCCACUCCCUGGGUGGGGGCACGGGCUCGGGCAUGGGCACACUGCUGAUCAGCAAGGUGCGUGAGGAGUACCCCGACCGCAUCAUGAACACUUUCAGUGUGGUGCCAUCCCCCAAGGUGUCGGAUACGGUGGUGGAACCCUACAACGCCACGCUCUCCAUCCAUCAACUGGUGGAGAACACGGAUGAGACCUACUGCAUCGACAAUGAGGCACUGUACGACAUCUGCUUCCGCACACUCAAGUUGGCCACCCCCACCUAUGGAGACCUCAACCACCUCGUCUCGGCCACCAUGAGCGGCGUCACCACCUCGCUGCGCUUCCCUGGGCAGCUCAAUGCUGACCUGCGCAAGCUGGCUGUCAAUAUGGUGCCCUUUCCACGCCUUCACUUCUUCAUGCCUGGCUUCGCCCCGCUAACAGCACGUGGCAGCCAGCAGUACCGUGCCCUCACCGUCCCCGAGCUCACCCAGCAGAUGUUCGAUGCCAAGAACAUGAUGGCUGCCUGCGACCCACGCCACGGCCGCUACCUCACCGUGGCCACUGUUUUCCGUGGCCGUAUGUCCAUGAAGGAGGUGGACGAGCAGAUGCUGGCCAUCCAAAGCAAGAAUAGCUCUUACUUCGUGGAGUGGAUCCCCAACAACGUCAAAGUUGCAGUGUGUGACAUCCCGCCCCGCGGCCUCAAGAUGUCCUCCACCUUCAUUGGCAACAGCACGGCCAUCCAGGAGCUCUUCAAGCGCAUCUCGGAGCAGUUCACCGCCAUGUUCCGCCGCAAGGCCUUCCUGCAUUGGUACACAGGGGAGGGAAUGGACGAGAUGGAGUUCACCGAGGCAGAGAGCAACAUGAACGACCUGGUGUCAGAGUACCAGCAGUACCAGGAUGCCACGGCCGAGGAGGAGGGCGAGAUGUACGAGGAUGAUGAGGAGGAGUCGGAGGCGCAGGGCGCCAAGUGAUGGCCCUGCACUCGCUGCUUUGGGAGGGCCCUGGCCUCGCCCCUUGGUGUCUGCUCCCCUCAGCCCCAUGUUAGCUCACCCCUCCUGUGCCCCCUCCCUAUGGCCUCCCCUUUUCCCCUUUUUUCAUUUUUUACUGUUUGUGUCUCUAUUUUUU
Meleagris gallopavo (turkey) is the source of this 1472-nucleotide messenger RNA. Lineage: Eukaryota; Metazoa; Chordata; Aves; Galliformes; Phasianidae. The record is from RefSeq and is a predicted model, not a curated record.